AUGCGUGAUGAAUCAAGCAGCGAUGAGAGCGAUGAGCCAGAGAUGGAAACAUAUGUUCCUUUCGCUCUGGGUGGAAGCCUUCCGUUAAGCAGCCAGCCUGAGCAGGAACCUACUAGCUCGGGACCGUCGCUUCCAAGAUUUGCAGGGGGGACUAUCCAAGUGGUGGAGACACCUGCAGCCAAUAAUACACGUCUAAAUCCCGGGAAACAAAGCGAACAGAGAACUGGGGUUCAGCUCCCGAGCUCUCAGCAGCCAUACUCUGAAGCUACUAAGACAUCCCCCUCGUCCCGAAUUCCGAAUACCUACCGCUCGCAAGAUAACCACGGGCACAGUGAUUUAUCCCAAGACGAACCACCGCUAAUGGAUGUGCUGGGUACUCAGACUCAAACAAGCAGCGUACAUGCACUCUCACAGGCUACAGUUCAGUCGUCCCCAGACGUACUUGAUUCAUCGAGACCUGUUCAACGACACCGUGGGUCGUCUAUCUUCCGUUUAGAUCCCUCAGACAACCCAUCAUCUUUUCCUGAUGUCGGGUCUCACUCGCUGUCCACGUCUCAACUUCAUGAACUAAGCCAACAUUCUCCGGGAGGACUCGACGGAGGAUCGCAGUUGCCGGAAUUGUCGCCUAUGGAAUUCACCACCUCGGUCGCUGCCCACGGAGAGUCCCCAUCUAAACGCCCUAAAUAUUCACGCCCUCCGGGCUGCGAGGGUGUUGAUACUGGCCAAAAGGCGGCUCACGGUCCAAAUGUCGAGUUGGUAGCACGGCGACAAGGCUCUAUCGGCAAUUCUGACGAGUACGCCGAAGCACAGACAGUCUAUGAAAAAUUCUGCAAUGAUUAUUCGCCGUACGCUGGUGGUUUUGCUCACUUCACUGAGAUGUGUUCGAAAUUGCAGGCAGUACGACAAAAGGGCCAACUCCAACGAUCGUUCCUAUGGGAUGACUUUGUCAUCCAAUACCUGGAGGAGUACUCGCGCUAUCUUACAGAGCAUAUAUUUGAAAAUUCGAAGACACUAAAUUACGAAGAUUUUUUUUGCUCGAGAUUCUCACGCCCUCACCACAAAAAGAGAAGCCUAACAGCCCACGGAAUUGACAUAGUCGCCUCUCAGUUUGUUCCGCCUACCAGUACCGAGUUAAGAAAUUCGCCGGUUCCAAAUGAAGUGACAAUCCAAGGCGAUGUAACCCAGGAUAAAGCGAUACAAAGCGAAGUGGCCAAUAAUUCUUUCACGGCCAGUCUUGUGGGAAGAUUCUCAAACCUCCAUGCUCAGUCCUUUGGUGAUGCUCCUGUUCCGGAUGUCUGCAUGCCAACAGCAACGCAGUCAUCGUCAUCCUCCUAUCCUAGCACCGGCUCGGAUUCAGUGGUUGUGAAAAUUGAAGCAGAUGAUUCUUUCAAUGGACAAAUUGGCUCCCAAAAUAUCACCAGCAGCGACGAUCAAAAGCCUGUGUUCUUCAGUCAUGACGAAGAGACAACCGAUGCAACGCGAUCCGACGCAGAGAGCGUUCGCUUCGCGCCUGAUCCGAACGACGUUGACAUGGCCGAAGCCGACAUGGACGAAAUCGAGGAGACACAGGAAGGAGAUGGUACUCACCAUGAGACUGCCAGUAUUGAACUCGGCGAUGACACUGACGAUCGCCGCAUCUCUGUCUCUCCCGCUCCGCCCGCCCCGCCUGCGGCCCUGGGCGCUCUCAAUAAUUCCGAGCCCGAGCAGCCAAGGCGACGAAGACCCUGGUUCCGGUCUCUUCGGAACAUAUGGCCCAAAGGUCCUGUGUGGUCCGAUGACCCCGACACACCGUUCAAGCGCUGGGCUCGCCAAGACCAGAACGUUCUUCAGGAACUCAACCGUCGCGGUGGAGUUAGGGUUCUAACCGAUGAGAAGGGUGUCAUUCGUUACCCCACCUACAACCGAGAUCAAGACAAGAACCCUGGCCCCUGA
Messenger RNA from Penicillium roqueforti, 1932 nucleotides. RefSeq lists its product as uncharacterized. The record is from RefSeq and is a predicted model, not a curated record. The coding region runs from base 1 to 1932 and encodes 643 amino acids. The transcript has a single exon. Lineage: Eukaryota; Fungi; Ascomycota; Eurotiomycetes; Eurotiales; Aspergillaceae.